Molecule: messenger RNA, 981 nt
Organism: Aphanomyces invadans
Lineage: Eukaryota; Oomycota; Saprolegniomycetes; Saprolegniales; Verrucalvaceae
Exons: 5
Coding region: 86-931 (281 amino acids)
Biological process (GO): carbon utilization
Molecular function (GO): carbonate dehydratase activity; zinc ion binding
Source: RefSeq, a predicted model, not a curated record
GUUCGAAACAAAAUCCCGGAUAAAGAUCCAAGGUCGUCGUUAUCUGGCGACGCGACACCUCAAUAUCUCCAGAGUACUCGACGGGAUGGCAGCGCAGGGAGUCAGCGCGAUGCACCACUGCGACAGCGACCCGAGUUUGGAGGCACCCCCUCCAUCGCCAAUGAACCCGCCGAUGUCUCCUCGAGUCCACGUGCACAGCGGGGAGCGGGGAAUCACGCAGCUCUUGGACCGCAACCGCGCGUGGGCCGACUCCAUGUUGGAGAAGGACCCCGACUUCUUUACACGCCUUGCGAGCCAGCACAGUCCUGAGAUCCUAUGGAUCGGAUGCUCGGACUCGCGUGUACCGGCCAACGAAAUCCUCGCGCUAUCCCCUGGCGAGGUCUUUGUCCAUCGAAACAUCGCGAAUCAAGUGAGUACGUUCACGAUCGUGUGUGCCCACCGCCUCCUCGUCACCCUCAUGUCGCGCACGCAUCCUCGUGUGUCUCUAGUCAGCACCGACAUGAACUGCUUAUCUGUAAUCGAGUACGCUGUCAAGUACCUGCAAGUCCGCCACAUCAUCGUGUGCGGCCACUACGGCUGCGGCGGCGUCCACGCCGCGCUGUCGCAAGAUGAAUUCGGUCUCGUCGACAACUGGCUGAGAAGCAUCAAGGACUUGUACAUUGAAAACCACAAAAAGUUUGGGCACAUCACGGACACCACGACCAAGGCCGACCUCUUGACGGAGGAAAACGUGGCGCGUUCGGUGUACAACGUGUGCCACUCGCGCAUUGUCCAGAACGCUUGGGAGAAUGGCCAAACGUUGAGUGUGCACGGGCUGUGCUACCGGUUGCAAGACGGCAUCAUUCGCGACCUUCAGAUUUGCAUAUCUGGCGAGGACCAAGUCGAGGCCAUCUAUCGGCGCAUGAUGACCAAGUCCAAGCCAGAGCUCUAGCUGUCGACAAGCAUAUAUCGAGCAUGCGACGUUGACCAUGAAUGGCCUGC